Artibeus jamaicensis (Jamaican fruit-eating bat) is the source of this 1242-nucleotide messenger RNA. It is a transcript of the gene TMX1, whose product is annotated as thioredoxin related transmembrane protein 1. Bases 102 to 938 code for a protein of 278 amino acids. Lineage: Eukaryota; Metazoa; Chordata; Mammalia; Chiroptera; Phyllostomidae. The record is from RefSeq and is a predicted model, not a curated record. The transcript has 8 exons.
GUCUUGCGCAUGAGCAGAUCGUCCCGCCAGGGCGGAAGUGAGGGGCUGGUCCGCGGAGGUGGGAACCGCCGCUGUUGCUGAGGGGUGGGCCAGCGGCCGACAUGGCGACCCCCGGGAGUGUUGUAGUUCCCGUGGCAGUGCUGGUGCUGUUGCUUUGCGGGGCUCCCUGGACCCACGGACGGCGGAGCGACGUGCGUGUCGUCACGGACGAGAACUGGAGAGAGUUGCUGGAAGGAGAGUGGAUGAUAGAAUUUUAUGCACCAUGGUGUCCUGCUUGUCAGAAUCUUCAGCCAGAAUGGGAAAGUUUUGCUGAAUGGGGAGAAGAUCUUGAGGUUCAUGUUGCAAAAGUAGAUGUUACAGAGCAGCCAGGACUGAGUGGGCGAUUUAUCAUAACUGCUCUUCCUACUAUUUAUCAUUGUAAAGAUGGUGAAUUUAGGCGUUAUCAGGGCCCAAGGACUAAGAAGGACUUCAUAAACUUUGUAAGUGACAAAGAGUGGAAGAGUAUUGAACCUGUUUCAUCAUGGUUUGGUCCGGGUUCUAUUCUGAUGAGUAGUAUGUCAGCUCUUUUUCAGCUAUCUAUGUGGAUCAGGACUUGCCAUAACUAUUUUGUUGAGGACCUCGGAUUACCAGUAUGGGGAUCAUACACAGUUUUUGCUUUAGCAACUCUGCUUUCAGGACUAUUACUAGGACUCUGUAUGAUAUUUGUGGCAGAUUGUCUUUGUCCUUCAAAAAGGCGCCGACCUCAGCCAUACCCUUCCAAAAAAUUAUUAACAGAAUCUUCUCAACCUUUGAAAAAAGUGGAGGAGGAACACGAGGCUGAUGAAGAAGAUGUUUCAGAAGAGGAUGCUGAACAUAAAGAAGGAACAAAUAAAGACUUUCCACAGAGUGCCAUAAGACAACGUUCUGUGGGUCCUUCAUGGGCCGCAGAUAAAUCUUAGUUAAUUUUUAUAAAGAUCUUAAUAUAAUUUGGACAGAAACAGAAGAUUAAUCAUUUCUUUUGGUUUGAAGUGAACUGUGACUUGUUCCUUGCAAGAUUCCAUCUAUUUUGUCAUUAGAUUGAAAGGUCUAUCUUUAGAAAAGAAAAGGAGCACUAUGUAAAAAGUUUGAAAUAGGAUAUAACAGCAGUGUGGUGGCUUAAACAGUUCUUUAAAUUUUUGAAGAAUCUGGUGCCAAGCAAUAAGAUUUGUGUGUUUGUUUAAUAAUGACCUUUUUCAUAAUAAAAUUUUUGAGGUUGAAAAAUUA